Messenger RNA from Colias croceus (clouded yellow), 2942 nucleotides. RefSeq lists its product as uncharacterized. Lineage: Eukaryota; Metazoa; Arthropoda; Insecta; Lepidoptera; Pieridae. The transcript has a single exon. Gene Ontology annotation, biological process: protein peptidyl-prolyl isomerization. The record is from RefSeq and is a predicted model, not a curated record. Bases 250 to 1698 code for a protein of 482 amino acids. Gene Ontology annotation, molecular function: peptidyl-prolyl cis-trans isomerase activity.
AACAUGGCGUGUGUAUACAAAACGUAACAUGAUGUGGCAUUCCACAUCGAUUUCGAUAUUUUAGUUUAGUAGCUUUUUAGUUUUAAUUUUGAAACGGGUGACGCGUGAAAGGCUACUCGUAAAAUGUGAGCUUAAUAUCAAUUAGUGGAAAAGGGCGCAGCGUUCCGCGAUCGGCGACGACACAGUACAAAGUUCCGAACGGUCUCUAUGACAUUUCCCGCCUAGAAGGGUCGCGACCGUCUCGACACCAUGGAGCAGACGUCCACCUCGCUGGAGGACCUCGAGGAGCUCGCGCAGUGCUCGUGCUGCAAGCGCGUGUUCGACGAGACCGACAGGCCGCCCAAGAUCCUGUCGUGCAAGCACUACUUCUGCCUGCCGUGCACCCGCAGCGUGCUGGAGGCGGGCGCCGACGUGCGCUGCGUGCACUGCUGGAAGCGCACCGAGCUGCCCGCGGGCCGCGCCGACGCGCUGCCCACGCACGGCGCCGUGCUGGCCCUCGCGCGGCGCCUGGCGCCCGACCCGCCGUGCGCCGCGCACGCGCUGCCCGCGCUGUGGUGCGGCGUGUGCGGCGCGCGCGCCUGCCGCGCCUGCCCGCACGCGCACCCCGCGCACGCGCUGCGCCCCGCGCGCGAGGCGCGCCGCCUGCUGCAGCGCGAGGCGCGCCUGCUCACCGAGGACUUGCAGCGGCUCGCCGGGCGCCAGCGCGACUUCCUGCUGCGCGCGCUCGACGCCGCGACGGCGCUCAAGGUGCGCCUCGAGACCGAGCUCGCUCUGCCGGCGCUCGCGGCCCCGUUCGAGCGAUCCGCCGACGCCGAGAACUGUUCCCUGGCGGUCGCGACGGCCGAGCGGGAGCAGCUGCGGGCGCGCCACGCCGACGCUCUGUUGCAGUGCCGCUUGGACGAUUUGAUCCGCAACGCGAACGUUCCGCUCGAUUUCGAACUGCUGCGUCGCGCGCUCUCCGGCGCGAGCUCGAGCGAGAUGUCUUCGCCGCUGUCCGACGAGCGCCGCGAUCCGGUGCUGUUCCUGGCUAAUUAUUGCAUGGCGCAACUGUACACCCGGCACUGCCUCGUGCGGUCCGUUCACCCGCUCGACGUCAUCGACUGCGUGAGCGCACUAGAAGCGGACGCGGCCUCGGAGGCGGCAUCCCCUGCGCCUCCGACGGCCGCACUAGGCUCGCCCGCGCUACGCAACCCGUCCACGUACCCUUUGUUUUACUUUAACCUGGAGGUGAACGGCGCCCCGUUCGGCCGCGUGCUGGUGGAGGUUCGCGACGACGUGGCGCCUCGCAUGGCGCGCAACUUUGCCGUGCUGACGAUGGGCGACCUCGGUAUAGGGUAUCGCGGCUGCUCAGUGUUUCAGUGCUGGGAGAACGAGAGCGUGAUAACGGGCGAUUUCGAAUUGAACAGUGGCCGCGGCGGGCGCUCUGUUUUCGAAGAAAACUUUUUCAUGCCGGAUGACACUAAGAUGAUAGCCGUCCGCGGCUCGGUAGGCAUGCGCCGCUCUCAGAAACGUCACGACAAUUUAGGUUUAGUCGGUUCGCAAUUUCGAAUUAUAUUACGUGAGAUGCGUGGAUUUACGGCCAUUUUUGCGUAUGUCGUGGAAGGACUCGAUUUGGUCGACCGGCUGAGCCAAAUGGGCGACAGCGCCGGCAAGCCUCACAGCUCCAUAAUCAUAGCCAGUUGCGGUAAAAUCAACUGAAUGCUCACGGUUUUCUAUCGCUCCAUUUCAGGGCAUAAUUUUUCCCAUCGACACGAAUCUCUUCUCAUCGCGGAACCUUAUUUUAAUCUCAAAUCGUUGGACCAACCCUGUCGUUUUGUCUACAAAUUUUAUUGGUACUGAACUAUUUUUUAUAACUUGAGAAAAUUUUCAAGUAUUUACACGGUGUAAUCGAAGUUCGUCGGCUUGAGCUUAUUAAGUUUCGUUCGCAUAAUAUCGAUGUUAAUAAUAUUUAAGGUAGCAAGUUGUAGUGCGUCGCGGCGGCGUCGCGUCGGGCGCGUCGCGCGAGCGUGGCGCGUGGCGUGGUGAUAUCGUAUCGUAUGGUCAGUACCGGGUAACAGGGAUACGCGCGGUAGCCGGCCCGCGGCGCCGGUUACUCGUCUCGUUUCGUCCUAGCAAUAAGUGUAGGUUAGAUCGGCAACGCUUUGUUAUACUCGUCUGAUUAGAGUUAACUAGGCCUAUUUAGGUAUUAUUGUUAUGUUCGAUAAAUUCUAUUAUUUCUUCUAUCGCGUUCGCAAUUAGACGAUAAGGAAAACGCAUUAUAUUUUGAUCAUACUGUGUGUUGAUAAAUGUUAAAUGUUAUAGAGAAUUUAUCCUUAUUGUUAGGAAAAUAUAUUUCAGAGCUAUCGAAGCGACUGACGGUCGUAUCGUAAACUAAAUCGAUCGUUAUAUCGUCGUCUAGAAUAGAUUUAUAUUUACAAACAAGCGUUACCUCUCGAAGAACGUAUUGUAUUUACGGGAAGAUUUACUUGGAUAGAUUAUGAUUUGUGAAUGAUUAAGACUGUGAUGAUAUCGGUAGGGUGUGGGGAAGUCGCGGAGACACCGAGUGUCUCUGAAUGGUCAGUGCCUGCAUAUAGAUUGAUAUAUAAAUAUUUACUACUUAUCGUUGUACCUUCGUCCUAUUCGCGUGCAUGCAGCCCUCGCAAUCGGUAUCUAAGGGCUGCCGUGGACUUGCGGUUAUUAGAACCGAGCGCUUAUCUCGAUUAGGAAAUAAUUUCGCAAUAUUUAUUUUUGUAAACCAAAGUUGUAUGGGACGCCACUGUCAAACCGUCCCCGAAGUAUUUUGAAAUGUAUUACUUGUGCAUAGUGAAUAUUUUUUCGCAUAUAGUUCAUGUGAUCGUAGUGAUACUAUCUGUUGUUUCGCCUGUGCGCAUGGAUAUUGUUAAAUAUGUAUAUGCGAACAGAAACUGAAUUCGUGAUAAAUAAAUAAAUAUAUGGAGCAAGGA